UCCGCGGCUCGCUGUGUCGGGUCAUUCGCGGUAACCUGACAGUGAGACCAGGAUGGCAGGACGACUUCUCCUUCGAACUUGUACAAAAACAUUGCAGCUGAGGAGCUAUGUGUUGGCUACACGGUCACACCGAGCCAUGGGCACUCUGAAAGGCAUACCAACAGAUGAGGAACAGGCUGCUGGAUUGGAGAGACGUGUCCUGCAGGCCUUUAAACAGGGAAAGGAUCCCUACAGUAUACUGAAGCAAAAGCAGUAUGGUGGAACCAAGGAAGAUCCUCAUAUUGUACCAUGCAUUGGAACCCAGAGGCUGGUGGGCUGCGUGUGUGAAGAAGACAACACUGCUAUAGUGUGGUUCUGGCUUCAUGAGGGAGAUUGCCAGCGCUGUCCUUCCUGUGGUUCCCACUACAAACUGGUCCACCACGAGUUGCCCCACUGAAACUGAACUCAACACCAAAAAGCUCUGUAUAAAUGGUGUAUCGUACCUAUUUGCCUUCUUCAUGGCCAUAUACUUGCAAUGUCUGCAUAUCAUUUCAUGUGUACAGUGUAGCAUUAAAAUGUGUGCCUGAA
This is a messenger RNA of Scomber japonicus (chub mackerel), 567 nucleotides long. Its product is annotated as cytochrome c oxidase subunit 5B, mitochondrial. NCBI's taxonomy places the organism in Eukaryota, Metazoa, Chordata, Actinopteri, Scombriformes, Scombridae. The record is from RefSeq and is a predicted model, not a curated record. The transcript is spliced from 4 exons. The coding region runs from base 53 to 436 and encodes 127 amino acids. Gene Ontology annotation, cellular component: mitochondrial envelope. Gene Ontology annotation, biological process: mitochondrial electron transport, cytochrome c to oxygen.